AUGAACCAAGGACACUUCUUUCUUCUAUGCGUAAUUUCAAGGCCCGGGGUUCGUGAGCCCUUCCCCGAAGAAAUCCCAGCGCCACUUCCUGCUCCUGUUCCAGGAGCCCACCACGAGCCCGCUCGCGCAUCAGCUGGCCGAAAGCGUGCUGCUUCUGAUCCGGCUCCCAAUUCUGCUUCGCGUAGAAAGCUGGUAAGGCUUUAUUUCCCAGGAGAGGCCGAGAAGAUAGAGGUCAAGAUGCCUGAUCCCAGGAAGGCAGAGACUGAGCUCUAUAAGGACGUUAUCAAGAAGGCAGAGGCUGAGCUCGAGAAGGCAAAGAUUAAGAAGGAAACGCCCAAGAAGGAAACGCCCAAGAAGGCAACACCCAAGAAGGCAACGCCCAAGAAGGCAACGCCCAAGGUAACAACGCCCAAAAAGGCAGAGACUAAGAAGAGAGUGACCAGAAAAACCGAAAACCAAAGAGGAGCUCAUGAAGCUAGAGGCCAAAGACGCGGACAUUGA
This is a messenger RNA of Penicillium odoratum, 501 nucleotides long. RefSeq lists its product as uncharacterized. The transcript has a single exon. The record is from RefSeq and is a predicted model, not a curated record. NCBI's taxonomy places the organism in Eukaryota, Fungi, Ascomycota, Eurotiomycetes, Eurotiales, Aspergillaceae. Bases 1 to 501 code for a protein of 166 amino acids.